Messenger RNA from Hyposmocoma kahamanoa, 3801 nucleotides. Its product is annotated as cytosolic carboxypeptidase-like protein 5. Gene Ontology annotation, molecular function: metallocarboxypeptidase activity; zinc ion binding. Gene Ontology annotation, biological process: proteolysis. NCBI's taxonomy places the organism in Eukaryota, Metazoa, Arthropoda, Insecta, Lepidoptera, Cosmopterigidae. The record is from RefSeq and is a predicted model, not a curated record. The transcript has 20 exons. The coding region runs from base 187 to 3543 and encodes 1118 amino acids.
UAAUUUUGUUUAGAAAAACAGUGCAGUCUCCUUUUUUGAGUGUCAAUUUUUUAGUUGGUAAAAUGCAGAUUCACUCAAAUGUUUUCUUGGUCAAAUUGAUAAAGUAAAUGUGUUCAACAAAGGCUCAUAACAUUGGCGAUUUAUUUGUGAUUUUUUGUAUAAUGUAGUCCGCAAUAUUAUUUAGUUAUGGAUAAAAACAAUGUAAUAGAGUGCGGUGGAUUUUUUUUUGUUCAUAAUUUUGAUUCGGGGAACCUCGGACACGUAGAGCGGGUGCCCACAGAACUAAUUGGACCGUGGCCGUCUGCUGUUGUACCGUCGAACAUAGUAGCGACAAACAAGGCAUUGUUAAAUGAGACACCGGACUAUGAGUUCAAUUUGUGGACGCGACCUGAUUGCGCUGGCACCGAGUUCGAGAAUGGCAACCGUACGUGGUUCUACUUCGGCGUACAAGCCAGUGACGCUAAUAUACUGGUACGACUUAACCUGAUAAACCUGAACAAGCAGGGUAAAAUGUACAACCAGGGCAUGGCGCCCGUGACGCGCACGCUUCCUGGAAGACCUCAGUGGGAGAGGAUACGAGAUCGCCCUAUACACUCGACCGACGACAAUACGUUCACGUUGAGCUUCAAAUACCGCACCUCGGACAACACCAAGGCGACGACUUUCUUCGCCUUUACGUAUCCGUUUUCAUUCGCCGAGCUACAGAUUGCGCUUAAUACAAUCGACUUAAAGAUGCUUCCGCUGCCACCACCGCUGAGUCCUGAUGAUAUUUAUUAUUAUCGAGAAUGUAUCGUCUAUUCUCUUGAAGGUCGGCGAGUAGACCUACUAACGAUAACAUCGCAUCACGGCAUCACCACCGAACGGGAAGAGAGGCUCAGGAACCUGUUCCCCGACAACCAGGAAAGACCUUUGAAGUUUCAAAAUAAGAAGGUGAUCUUCAUAUCAGCUCGCGUACACCCAGGCGAAACCCCAUCCAGCUUCGUGUUCAACGGCUUUUUAAACUUGUUGCUGAAUCGCCACGAUCCCAUUGCCAUACAACUGCGAAGGCUCUAUGUGUUCAAAAUGAUCCCGUUCCUAAAUCCCGACGGGGUCGCCAGAGGGCACUACAGGACGGAUACAAGAGGAGUCAAUUUGAACAGAGUCUAUUUGAAUCCGUCUUUUUUGUUACAUCCUACAGUUUACGCUUCAAGAGCUUUGAUACGGUACUACCACCACGGCUGUGAAGUAGACGACGUAAGCGAAGAUAGCAAGAGCUUCAUGUCUCGGAGUAUUCAGAACAUCAGCACGAAUUCUGACAUCUUGGAGAGAAAAAAGAAAAACUCCGGAACAAAUGCGUUUGCAAAAGCAACAGAGUUAUACAAGCGACCGUCAAAAAAUCGAUCUAUCACGAACAUUAAAAACACCGACAACAUGUUGAAGAAGGACGCUAAGAAGGAAGAGCCCAAGGUCAACACCGAAGCCACUAAUCUCGCUGAACAGGUAUGCGACAUGACAAUCCGAGAGAUGCCUUCCCAAACCAGCGAUCUGUCAUUAAAAUUGUCGUGCACGAACGUGGAACCAUCGCCUUCUCUCCUCAACGACAACGUCCUCCGCACCUGUCUUGGCUCCUCGGUGCAUUUGAGCACCAGUGAAGAGCUCAACUUUCAAGGAAACAAUCCUUUACGACCAUUAAGGGAUACCUUAAAGAACAGCAUCAGUUUACUUAUGGAAUCUAACUCUUCUGUUACUGACAGCACCGCGAUAUCGGCGAAGGAGUCUCGAUUAUCGAACGUGAAGAUGGGCUGGUGCACGGAGUGCCGGGCGGCCGUCUCUCGCCUGGAGGACUCCAUGCCCGGCCUCACCGGCCUCGUGCCCGGGUACCCCGCCGUAGCCUUCAAACCAGAAAGCCCCACCUACUCUUCAAUUGAAGAAUACAGAGAGCACCAAAAACUACAAAUAGAUGAGAUGAACAAGUUGCAGCAACAAGAGCAACAGAAAUUGCAAGAGCCAGACCAAACCGAACACGACAAAACCGUCUACUUCUGCACGAACUGCUUUAAACGGUACAUCAUCAACGAAAGCAACGAAGAGAUCUGUUUGCAGGUGAUGAGCGAGCGCCCGGCGUCGCACACGUCGGUGACGGUGUCGGCCGGCGACAGCGGCUCCGUGCGCGGAGCCGCAGACGCGCACGACCGCGCCCGCGCACCCGCCGGCUCUACGGGCGACCAGCCCACCAACGCCACAACAAAAGAAGAUAAGAUGAAGCUGCUGUCGACGAAAGCACAACGCAAGAAGCAGCCGACCGCGCAGGUGACCACAAUCGCCAAACCCAAGGAACCCGAAUCUGGGCUCUAUUUGUACAUCGACCUCCACGGACACGCCUCUAAAAAGGGCAUCUUCAUGUACGGCAACCACUUCGACGACCUAGAGAGCUCCGUGGAGUGCAUGCUGCUCCCGCGCAUCAUGUCGCUCAACAACCUGCACUUCCACUUCUCGUCGUGUAACUUCACUGAACGGAACAUGUAUCUGAAAGACCGUCGCGACGGCAUGUCCCGCGAAGGUUCAGGCCGAGUGGCGGUAUACAAAACCACGGGAUUGGUCAGAUCGUACACGCUCGAGUGCAACUACAACACCGGACGACUGGUGAAUGUCCUACCUCCCACCAUCCGCGAGGGCCCCGGAGCUGCCAACUUAUCCAGCCCAAUGCCCCCCAAGUACACGCCGCACAUCUUCGAAGAGGUAAACCCGUUCCAGGUAAAAGUGUAUCGGAGGAAUCUGGAGGUUUUCCAAGAAAUGAACCCUUGUAAGGUGGGCCGGUCGCUGGGCGCGUCGAUCCUGGACCUGACGGGCCAGCACCCCAACUCCCGCAUCCCCUGCUCGGAGCACCGCAACCUCGCCGCCGUGCGCGACUGGCUGCGCGCGCACACCAGGACCAUGCGCCCGCAGCUGGCGACGUCGCGGCUGCGGCCGAAGGCGACGUCGCCGACGCGCGUGCCGCUGUACACGCGCGGCAAGAUCGCCGCCAAGGAGAAGGAGGAGCGCAAGGAGAACGCGUUCGCGGGCGGGCGGCGCUCGCCGUCGCUGAGCGGCGCCGCGCGCUCCGGCCACGACAUCCUGGCGCUGAACGUGAAGCUGGCGCGCAAGGCCGAGGCCGGCGCCGCGGCGCCGCGCCGCUUCCCCGACGCCGAGCCCAAGGCCAAGUCGCUGGCGGCCAAGCGGCGCAACGUGCUGGCCAUCCGCAAGCCGAACGCCAGCAAGACGCAGAUCGGCGGCGUGGUGAAGGCGAAGGCGGCGCGGCGCUCGGCGGACGACAGCGAGAACCCGCGCGCCUCGCACUCCAAGCUGGGCAAGCGCGGCUUCGCGCGCGGCCCGCGCGGGCUGCGCGGCGCGCGCUGCCGCGCCAUGGCGUCGUCGUCGUCGGACGACUUGGGCGGCGCCUGGGACGAGGCGCCGGGCGCCCCCUCCGCCCCCUCCGCCGCGCCGGCCGCGCCCGCCAAGCGCCGCCCGCUGCACGCGCCGCCCGCCGCGCUGCUGAAGAAGAUCCGCCUCAAGCCCGGCCUGUAGCCCCGCGCGCGGCCGCGCCCGCCCCCGCCCCCGCCGUAGCGCUGCGAACUCGUACUCCUGCGUAGUGAUCGGUGAUCGAUGUCGUUAACGGAAAUUUUGUGUUCUGUAAGCAUAAUGGUUUUAUUAUGUGGUUUUGUCGUUGCAUAGUAUAUAUUGGUAUUUUGUUCCCGAUUUUACGUUUUUUGUAUUUUACAUUGAAUAAAAAGUAUACACUAUCUUUUAAUAUGGCUUUAAAAAGACAUAAAUAUAGAAAAGCUG